CUCCAUUUUACUGGCGAGAUGGCCAAAUGCACUGGGCUGACUGACCUCCCCUUAGAGAUUAUCCUUAAAACCGCCAGGGAUCUGGACAUCACCAGUCUCAACUCGUUAUCGCAAACAACAAGAACAUUCCAUGCGAUCCUGUCAGCUCAUCUAUACACCUGCGGAGCGACACAAGUCGGAAAGUCAUCAACACCACUAAUAUGGGCAGUCGCAAAGGGCCGCAAUUCCGUCGUCGAAAAAUUGCUCGAGAAAGGGGUCGACCCAACAUCAAUCGCUAAUUCAACCACUGCGUUCCACAAGGCCGUCCGUUGCUUCAAGCACUAACCCUCUUACUACAAAAGGUACCUUGCCCAUCAACACGCAACACAUCUGGCAUGACAGCUCUCCACUACGCAGCUCGCGAGGACGCAGCCGAGUAUGCGCGGGCGAUACAGCAACUUCUAACCGCUGGCGCCGACGUCAAUGCACAAGACAAGGACGGCUGGACACCAUUGCACCUGGCCGCAUCGCACGAAUGCAGCGAGAUACACAGCGUCCUGAUAGAUGACGACGCAGACAUCGUCGCGCCAGAUAAAUUCAGACAAACGCCAUUGCAUUUCGCGGCAUCCGAACCCAACACAACGCUCUUCAGACGCCUGCUGAAGCUCUGCAUCUGCCGUGGACUGGAGUAUAUGACAGAGUCCAUCUUCGGGCUGCCGAUCAUCGAGGAGGCCGCCAAAGUCGGAUGCGUGCCUAUUCUCCGCAUGCUCGCCGACAGGGGCGUCGAUGUUGCGCGCAACGAUCCACUACCACACAAAGGCUCACCGAGGAGACUUCCCCCCCUCCACCUCGCCGUGAUAAACUCCUAUCCCGCAGCAAUGGACUACCUCCUCGCCCGCGGCGCGGAUCCUCUCACGCUGAGCAUCUACGGCCACUCCGCGGGAGACUGGGCCCUCCUCUACGGGGACAAGGACUUGCGCGAACGACUCCAGAGACGCCUACCUACCACUCAGAUCACCCGCACCCCCUACGGCGCCCGCACCGCACCCCUCCGAAGAAGCAUAGCUAACGCCACAAUCCUCCUCUCAUCGCAAACCAGCAUUUCCAUCGGAACGAACUUCUAUACACUCGGCAAAUGUCUGCAAUACCUCGACAACUUUGCUGAUGCAGCGGUUGCAUAUUCGCAGGAUCCAACGCCCGUCUGCUGUGACCGGUGCCAGAAGGAGAUUUCCCCAAGGGCGAGUCGGCAUGUUUGUGCCACGUGUCCAGAGAAUGAUCUGUGUUCGCCGUGUUUUGAUGCGUAUCAGCGGUGGAAAUUGAUGAUUCAGGGUUGUGGUAGGCAUAACUUUCCGAGGAUUGUUAUGGGUGAGCGGGUUAUUGGGGAGACAGGUGGGAAUCAGGACUAUGAUCGGGAUGGAGGUGGGCAGGAGGGAGGGAUGAUGGAGGAUGAUAGUGCUCUUACGCGUGUCUUGAACUCUGAGCAGCGGCACUGGCUUCAAACUCUUACACACCAGUACAGUCCAAAAUGA
This is a messenger RNA of Aspergillus calidoustus, 1508 nucleotides long. The record is from the annotation of a GenBank genome assembly. Lineage: Eukaryota; Fungi; Ascomycota; Eurotiomycetes; Eurotiales; Aspergillaceae.